AUGGACGUGAACAAGCGGGUUGCCUGGGAGGCAGCCUUGCAGCAGUUCGGCAACAAGAGGAGAUCUUUGGACAAGGUCCUCGAGGAAUUCCGCGGCGUGGUGAUGAGUUAUAGAAGCUAUGUGAUCUCCUACCUCCAACUGCAAGUCGAUGUGCGCGCGAUGGAGGUGAUCGAUGCGUGGAGGGGUGUGGCGCCCAUCGAUCGCGUCAAGGCUGAAAGGCCAGACCUGUUCAAGCAUGGGCCGGUCAAGAAGCCUGUGGCCAUCGGCAAGAACUGGGAGCGACAGGGCACCUGUCCCGAUUGCAAAGUGGAGCCCAUGAACGGCUGGGGCAACAUGUACUGCCCAAAGUGUGGCCAUGCCGAUGCCAUGGUCCGGGCUUGCCUGGCCAACAACAAGCACUACGACUUGCACAAGCUGCCCACGCUGGACAAGAUCGUCUGCUUGCUAGGCACGAGCAUGACGCCACCGGGGCCACAGCAUGUUCGCAUCCUGCCUCAGGCUGUUGAGAUGUGCGCCCCCUUAGGGUUUGGGGUUUAG
This is a messenger RNA of Symbiodinium natans, 537 nucleotides long. NCBI's taxonomy places the organism in Eukaryota, Dinophyceae, Suessiales, Symbiodiniaceae. The record is from the annotation of a GenBank genome assembly.